Molecule: messenger RNA, 1043 nt
Organism: Trichomycterus rosablanca
Lineage: Eukaryota; Metazoa; Chordata; Actinopteri; Siluriformes; Trichomycteridae
Gene: abhd11
Product: abhydrolase domain containing 11
Exons: 6
Coding region: 10-942 (310 amino acids)
Cellular component (GO): mitochondrion
Molecular function (GO): carboxylic ester hydrolase activity
Source: RefSeq, a predicted model, not a curated record
UGUCUCACAAUGAGUGUCCUGUGUCGGAUCUUAAGCCGAGGAUUGAUAGCUGGACAGUCUCAGCGGGCUUCUGUAGCCGGACUGCAGUGUUUCUGUAGCGGAGUAUCCAGUGCCCGGCGAGACAGCUCUGCUAACUCCACUAGUCCUGUAAAUCUCACCUAUGAUGUGUUUGAUGGGAAAGUGGAUGACACACCUCUGGUCUUUCUGCAUGGCUUAUUUGGGAGCAAGUCAAACUUCCACUCUAUAGCCAAGUCUCUGGUACAGAGGACCGGCCGAAAGGUGCUGACAGUCGAUGCCCGCAACCAUGGCAAAAGCGAACACAGCCCAGUUUUGACGUACGAGGCAAUGACCGAUGACCUAAAGCACCUACUUAAUCAGCUGCACAUUGGAAAAUGUAUUCUCAUCGGGCACAGCAUGGGUGGCAAAGUCGCUAUGGCUACAGCUUUGUCACAGCCUAGUCUGGUGGAGCGUCUCGUCGUUGUGGACAUCAGUCCAUCUCCGACAUCAGUCCGGACCAAUUUCCGCUCGUAUAUUGACGUUAUGAAGACUGUAAAAAUAGCCACCGACAUUCCACGCUCCACAGCACGCAGGUUAGCAGAAGAUCAGCUCAGACAUGGAGUUAAAGAGCAUUCGGUUCGACAGUUUCUCCUCACUAAUCUGGUGGAACAGAAUGGACAUUAUGAAUGGAGAGUCAAUUUAGAAGCUAUAUCAAAUCACCUAGAGGACCUCAUGGGCUUUCCUGAGUUUAGCACCACUUACGAAGGUCCCACUCUCUUUCUGGGUGGCAGUAGCUCAGCUUACAUCAGCUCUGAGGAUUAUCCAGAGAUCCAGCGGCUGUUUCCGUGUGCAGAUAUUCAGUAUAUCCCUGAUGCCAGUCACUGGAUCCAUGCUGACAAGCCUCUGGAGUUCAUCAGCUCUGUCAUCACCUUCCUGCAGUCCUAGUCUCCAAACUGAGGACUACAGUGAGAUGAUUGUGCAGGACCUAGCCUUGAGUAGACCUUUUUACCUUCGAUUAGGUAUUAAUACAUGUAAUACACCUAGCU